AUGAACUAAAUAGCGCUGCCUAAGCAUUAAGGUAAUUAAUUGCUUUUGCAUGCUGUAGCUCACUCAAAUGUGAAAGACAUUUUAGCACUACUUAAUGACAACGAAGCAGAUGCAAAUGCUUGUAAUAUUAAUGGAGCUACUGCUUUGCAUUAUGCAGUUAAUAUAAAUAAUCCUGUUAUAGUAGAAAUAUUGUUAAAGUACAAAGCAGAUCCAAAUCGUCAUGAGCAUCAUGAUGUUGGUCAAAAAACUCCUUUGCACUAUGCAGUUGAAAAAAAUUCAUAUGAAGUUUGCAAUAAGCUUCUAGAGUAUGGAGCAAACCCAAAUUUAUAAGAUAAAAGAGGAAUGACACCCCUUCACUAUUCAGCUAAGUAUGGAUUUAAAUAGAUAUGCUAGCUAUUAUUUACAAGCGGUGCAGAUAUUAAUUUAAGAGAUGAGCAUGGAUUCAAUGCUUCCUAUUAUGCUUAAUAAAAUAAGCAUUUAGAAUUAUUAAAUAUAAUUGGUCCUCCAAGAUUAAUCAAUGUAGCAGACCUUCUAGAAUUUAAGAUGCAAAUGAGAGAAAUUCAUGCAAUCAACGUUCCAAUAAAAGGUAAAAAAAAGAAGAAAAAGAAAAAAUGA
This is a messenger RNA of Tetrahymena thermophila SB210, 615 nucleotides long. Its product is annotated as ankyrin domain protein. The record is from RefSeq and is a predicted model, not a curated record. The transcript has a single exon. Lineage: Eukaryota; Ciliophora; Oligohymenophorea; Hymenostomatida; Tetrahymenidae. Gene Ontology annotation, cellular component: cytoplasm; nucleus. Gene Ontology annotation, molecular function: protein binding.